Molecule: messenger RNA, 1548 nt
Organism: Peniophora sp. CBMAI 1063
Lineage: Eukaryota; Fungi; Basidiomycota; Agaricomycetes; Russulales; Peniophoraceae
Source: the annotation of a GenBank genome assembly
AUGGCCUCAGCCUUCGAUGCUGUGCCUCAAGAGAUCCUCGAACGUAUCGCGUACUUCUCUGUUCAAUCGGACUACCCCGGGCCUCCCUUUCAGCUCCUUCAGCUACUCCUGGUCAAUCGCCGGAUCCUAUCUUCUCUAUCGCUUGACUCCACCCCUCACCUUUACGCUCGCAUCUUCGCCGACAAGUUUGAUGCUAACGCGCAUCUUCGACGCAUCGGUCCCGUCUCUGCUAGCGAACUGGCGAUUGAGCUGAGGCGGCGAUUCACUGUGCUUCGUCGAAUACGAGCACAAGAGGGGUGUUGGAUCAAUGAGCGGGAAGGUUCAGAGCCGUUCUCGGAGGCGGACCUACGCCUGCUCUAUGAGACCCUGUUGACGUCAUACGUCAUGAUGCUCGAGAAUGACGGGAGGAAUGAGCAGCAGUUGCGAUACUAUGGCAUCGAGCGUUGGCUUACUGCUUUCUGGUUCGACUCUCUGGGCUCUUCAUGUGCAGCUCUCACAGUACAAAGAGGGUCAUGGCCUCCGAACAAUGACAUCUCUAGGCUCGGGAUGUGGUUGUUCUGGCUGCUGCUUCGGGCAGAGAACUACGUGAACUUCGAUCAGUCCAGCUUGAGGUCUGUCGUGACAAUAUUGAAAUGCUUCGCGCUAGCAGCCCACCAGUAUCCUCUGGACGAACCGCCCAACCCGGAAAUCCCAGCUUAUGGGGCGUACCCGCAAAUAUGCCCGCCGUCUCUUGCCUGCCCGGCCAUUCUAUCAUUCCUUGUACUGGCACCCAUUCUUUCGAAGCGACAACCCAGCCUUCAGGACACACUCCCUAUUACCCCUUCCUCUGUUUCGGAUGCCGCGCCGAUGAGCCAUGAGUGGGAUAACCUGUGGCGUCGCUCCACUGUGCGAACUUCGCCGAGGCUAUUCGUGCCUGGCAGCAUGUCCGGAGUUUGGGAAGGCCUAUUCACUUACACCGAUUUCACCGCCUACGCGGCCUUACUCGCCGGAGCGCCCCCGAUCAAACUUUUCCAAAGUAUCGUGGCGCGACACCAACAAACCUUCAGACUACGCGAAUACCAUUAUCUUGCAUCUGAUGACGACGAGACCGGUGCGGACAGCGUUCAAUCAAGCGGAGGUCCCCUGUCCGUGGGUGAUCCUUUGCGAGCGUACCUACCUGCCGGCGUACGUUUUCAGAUGUCAGGCAAUACGCUUCUUAUCGAAGAGGCGGGACGCCCUGAGCCGGUGCAGUACGUGCUCGCCCCGACCGCUGCAGAAGCUGGUCUGGAUGCCGCAUACGCCAGUCGAGUGCAGGAUGUCAUUAUCACUGGCGAGGGUCACUCUGCAUGGGGUGAAUUCAAUCUCGUAGGGCGCGUAAUGUUACACGAUGGUCUCAUCACGAUUUCAAAAGAAUAUAUCGAUGACGACCGGGGCAAGUGGCUCUAUCGCGGAUACUUGGCCGGCGAUACGAACGGCAACAUGGCAGGACGUUGGCGUGAUACAUUGAGCCCGCCUGAUCAAAUGGGAUACGAAGGAUGUUUCUUCAUGGGUCGACGACGCGCGCUGUAA